UCACAGAGAAGAUGUGCAUACGUUCGUACCCUCUACAGUGACUUUGACUGUCGGGCAGUAUGGAUCGAGUCGCCAGUCUGGGCCAUAUUCAACACCGCCGGCAGACGGGAAAACAAACACCAUAUCACCUGCAAAUUGAGUCGUGCAUGACUUGAUACACUCACAUAUAUAUUAUGUCUGUGUGCUCAGGGAGUUGCGUACCAGGAUGAUGUCUGAGCAUGAUGCCGAUGACCUUUCCGAGUCCACCGGCAUUGACAGAGACGCCCUUGUCGGGGAUUUGGUGUUCUGCGUAUGUAUGUGUGUGUGCCAUGUGCAUGUCUACGUAUGCGUAUGUGUUAAUAUGAGAAUAUGAUACAGUGCAUAUGCUCUAUACUGACCUAUGCCGCUGAUGAAUAUAUUGUAGCGAGUGACUGGCGGCGGAAGCGAAGACGGACGAGCAGCUGACAGCAUCCAGAAAACACCCAAAGAUGUGAAAUCCAUAGAGAUACGUAGGGUCUCUCGGUUCACAUCUCUCGACAGGGCCGGACACGACAACGACGUUUGCCAUUCUGCGGCAGUGGGCGACAAGCAAGACCACCAUGGGGAUCAGCAGGUGGAAACAGAAGCUGCCAGUGAGAAAAAUUCACAUGUUGAAAAUUUUCACAUGCUGCCGUUCAGGCACACAUGCAGAUAUAUCAAUCGCUCACAGCGUCAUGACUCCUGUGUUGGACAUGACGCUGGUCGACAAGUAGGCAGCAGACGUGUGCAGAAUUACAGCCGACUCCUCGGGCACAGUCAUGUCUGUGUAAACCCACAUAGGUGUUAGUGAGGGUGGGCGUCUUUCCGUGUCGCACCUUUGAUCCGUCCCUGCACGUCGACAUAGACAAGCGCGUAGGCCUUUCCGCAGCCGCGGGAGCCCCAACGAGCUAGCGCCAGAUUGCAGUACACUCCCUGUUCACAAGACAGAUAUAUGCGUAGAUAUAAUGUAGAUACGUGAUUAUGCUGGUAUGUGUGCGUACGCACUGGUGGAAGCUGGGUAUCGAAGUUGUAGCGCAUUGCCGCUUCCUGCCCGAAAUUGACCACUAGCCACCUGAACACCAUGUUCAUACGUUCUCACGAAUACCCCGCAUGUGUACUCUGGAUGAUAACGAACCCCUUGUUCCACGGCGGCUGGUCAUUGCCGCGACCAAAUGACAGAAGGUUCUGUGCGGACAUGUAUCCAUGUAGAGGUAUGUACUGAUGGAUACGUGUGUGCAAACCUUUUCAACGCCGGGCCUCCCGUGUUUCGGAUGCAGAGGCAUGUACUGGUUCACGUUGUGCAACGACACAUGGUCCCUAAGCUCGGCACGCCAACCUACAUGUGUGAAGACGGAGACGUACACGGCCAUUGUCAUAUGUAGAGACACACAAAGAAUGUAAGCAUAUACCUGCCAUGUUCCCGAUCAUGGGUAGCUUGUGCUCGCAGUUGAAGUGAAGCCCAUCGUCGUGAAAAGUAGGUGUCAUGUCCCAGCCACGCAAACGAGAACUAACACACAGUCCAGGCACGUGAAUCAGCCAUGUCUUAAUGUGAAGCAAACCGUAUGUCCUGCCACUUGAGUGGAUUGCCCCCGGUGUCGAUUUCAUCAUAAUCCAUGCAGGUGACCCUCUGUGUACCGCCCACAUCAGUCCUGUAGACACAUACAAUACAAAUGCUCAGCACCACAUUUGUAUUCGAUGCGCACCUGGGUGGUCCGACCCAGCCAUGCGUCUCUUCUAUGCGCCCAUCUGGUAGGCGAAUAUAUUGGCGGGACCACUCGUAGGAAGACAGCACUCUGUGUUCGAAGGCAUGUACACCCCGUGUAUGUGAAGUGGAUUCUCCGUGUACGUCAGUGUGCGCACCGUGGUGUGCCGUAGGGCAUAGCAAGAGUGAAGACAUUAGCGAGGGCCCACAGAUUGGGGUGAUUGUAGCUUGUAAGCGCGUCAAGCUGAGCGUAUGUACUUGACCUGUCUGCAUCCACUCUCCGUGUACAAGCAUCGGUACACCCACCUCACAUGCGUCCAGAAGCGUGAUAUUUUCAUGCUUUUUCCGCUGAAUUUGCGAAUCGCCGAAAUCUGCGUAUGCACGAAUACAUGUCAGGGCACGCGUACACGUGUAUAUUUGCAUGGCUGAGCCGAUACACCUGUGUCAGCUGAUUCUCUGAGUGUCAUUUUCGACAGCCUAGUUGAUGAAAGGUCAGAGAAAGCGAUGCCUGAACGUGCAUAGCUGAGAACGCACGCGUUUGAGACUCAUGUGCGUGUCUACCCAGGUGUAUUCGGCUGGAUAUUUCUGGACUGGCACUGGCCUUGCCUAGCCGAAGCUGCACGCAUACACAUACCCGUAAUUCUGCAUACGUGUGCAUAUUGUGUGGCUUCACCAUACGUACGGAUCACGCAAUAUGCCAUACCUCGGCGUUCGGCAACUUGCACGCGAUUGGUGGCCUAUGCAUGAACUGGAGUCUCUCGUUGUCAUGGUUUGUCACGAAAAGCAAAGCACUGUCGUACGCCAGGAAGUUCGCACGACCUGCAUCGCUCACGUCGAGGGCAUGAAUGGAAUGAAUACAGGAGAAUGAUCGUAUGUCUGUGUGGGCGUAUGCGCACGGACCGGAGAAAGGGAGCAUGGCUGGCGGCGACAAGUACUGUGGCAGAUACUUCAGUGGUGGGCACUCCGACGGAUGCUGGCCCUGUGUGUAGCGUCGUCGUACAAAUAUUAUUAACAGAGGUUCAGUGUGUAUAUGGGUGUGUAUGCAAACCUGUGCCAACCGGGUCCUAUGACACAGUGUCAGCCCCGUAAUGCGCUCACUCCAGUCGAAGAAGGUCACUUGACCCAGACGCGAAUAGUCAGUAUAACGGAGACCGGCCUAAUGUAUACGGUCACAGACAAAUGAGGACGCCUCACACAUGUGUGCGCACCUUCGGCCGUGGAUCUGACACUUCUAGCAGCAGCCUUGGUCGCGCCUUGUCGGUGCAUGGGGGAAAUGACACCCCAGCCGAGGUACGUGCCACAAUGUCGGCUGUCGUGCAUGUGCCAGUGGAACGGAUCCCUACAUGUUUUUACGUCUUUGAAUGGGCAUACCUCUGACCACUGGUGCUUUUAGUGUGCAGUCAUUGAGACCGAAGAGCUCUUCCAAAUCUUCAUCCCACAUGUGCUUGGCUGAAACACAGUCAGACGCAGACGUGCGUUUGCAAAAUAUAUACACACACGUACGGACCUGCGUCAACACGGAAGCCGCUGAUACCGAGCUCAAGCAGUUCUCGAAUGACCCUGCGUUGCAGCGAUCGCACCUGCACGCAAGAUCUGAAAUUGUGACGUGCUAAAUGUACACACAUGCGUCAGUGUACAUUGGGAGAGGCGGUCUUCAGGUCCGGAAGCCCCAACAGGCUGACACAGCAUCGCACCAGAAACGUUGUGUCCUCGCAUCCAAUUGCGCGCGUGCAACAAUUGCCUGCAGUCUUUGAUCUUGACGGGAUCGAUGUCACUCGGAGGAAUGUAGUCCAUGCUGUGUGUUUACAGACGUGCACACACAGCUGUGUGCGCGCGCAGCCAUACACACGUAUGUCAUGCAGCAAAAUACGAACCUGCAGUCAUGAAAGUCGUUUCCGGUCAGAUUGAGGUCAGGAUAAGACAGCAAAGGGGAGCAUGUCCGGGCCUGUACACACACGGCAGAAUACAUGUGAAAAAUACGCAUCUGCAUAUGCCCGCGCCUUCGGAUCGUAUAUCUUCUGUUCCGGCCUGCAUGGGACAAUCCGGAAAUGAUCGGCAGCAUCCGUAUCGCAACAUUGAAACGCUGCCAGGUUGUUCAGCACAACGUCAGCUAUUAUCUGCAAGUAUACACAAGUGUACGUACACUUGUACGCAGCCACAUGUAUGUGUACCUGAAUGCCCACAUCAGCGCACUUCUCUACAGCCCUUCUGAGCGCCUCCACAUCGCCACUCCGGGACGUGAGAUUGUAAGAUAUUGGCUGGUACCUUUCCCACCUACAGACAUGCAAGAAACAAGAACACACACGUACCAUGCAUAAGUCUGACAACUACAUCAGAUACCAUGGGUAGCUGAUGGUCUCGCCAGUGGCCGACGCGAUUCCCUCGAGAGGCGGCAACGAGCGAUGACUGUGCACCGGAGACACCUGAACAGGUAAUAGUGGGACACGUCUUCGAAGAGAAGACUAUUACCUGGACGGCCUUCCACCCAUCUGUGGCAAGCCCAGGGCACUCGGUGGCUAUGUCGUCAUAGGGCCACUCAAACAGUUGCAGCACAGCCCCUUCCCAGUAACAAAAGACAGGAAAGACACAUACGUGAAACAGCACCAAUUGUAAGAGCAGCAACAGGGCCUCCAUGUUCUUCUUAGACGAACCCGUAUGGAAAAAACAGGGAAUCGGGAAAAGACGGUUUAUUUCCAU
This is a messenger RNA of Vitrella brassicaformis, 4396 nucleotides long. NCBI's taxonomy places the organism in Eukaryota, Vitrellaceae. The record is from the annotation of a GenBank genome assembly.